Messenger RNA from Ostrea edulis (European flat oyster), 2245 nucleotides. RefSeq names its product multiple epidermal growth factor-like domains protein 10. The coding region runs from base 1 to 1515 and encodes 504 amino acids. Gene Ontology annotation, molecular function: scavenger receptor activity. NCBI's taxonomy places the organism in Eukaryota, Metazoa, Mollusca, Bivalvia, Ostreida, Ostreidae. The transcript is spliced from 14 exons. The record is from RefSeq and is a predicted model, not a curated record.
AUGAAAGAUGAAGAAAAUCUAGCACUGCGGAAACCAGCAUGGCAGCAACAUGAUUUUACUGGUCAAGAAGUGGACUGGGGAGCAGCGAAGGCAGUUGACGGAAAAUACACUGACCGCUCAGGAGGAGGACACCAAUGCACUCAAUCUAAUACUGGACAAACAACAGCAACGUGGAGAGUGGACCUUGGGAGUGUGGUCAGCAUCAGUCACAUUAACAUUUACUAUAGGACGGACAAUAAGCCAAUUCCUAGUGUAUACACUACGCGGUUUGCUGGAUUUUUCCUCUAUGUGUCCAACACUACGUCAAAGGAUGACGGCCAUCUUUGUUUCCAUGAUAUACAGACUACGGAGGGUACACCAAUAGAGAACCAGACAAUAAACUGUUCUGUUCAUGGACGAUAUGUGAUAUACUACAACGAACGGAGGCAGGGUGUUACCUAUCCUGAUUACUACUGGCCGAAAGCAUACAAUGAACUGUGUGAAGUGGAAGUUUAUGGAUGCCCUGACCCAAAAUAUUAUGGACUUAAUUGUGAUCAACCCUGUCCUGACGGAUGUCAAGAGAAAAGGUGUGACGUCAUUACGGGUCAAUGUCUGGGGUGUAUGCCGGGAUAUCAAGGUCCUCGCUGCAGUCAAGUAUGUGCUGUACAGACAUACGGACUGGAAUGUUCUUUAUCAUGUGGUAACUGUAGUGAUGGAGAGACCUGUCACCAUGCCACCGGCAUGUGUCCAAGGGGAUGUAACAAGGGAGUGGAGGGGGACAAAUGCCAGACACCAUGUCAGCCUGGUUAUUAUGGGAAGAACUGCGGACAGAGAUGCAGUGAGAACUGUAAAGUGACAAACCGCUGUAACAGAUUUACAGGGGAUUGUGACAGGGGCUGUAAACCGGGAUGGAAGAUACCAACAUGUCUGGAAGAAUGUGACGGUGGGAUGUACGGCGCAGGCUGCACACAGAGUUGCGUCCCCUGUCUACACAACAAACAGUGUCACCAUAUUAAUGGCACGUGUUUGAAUGGCUGUUCUUCCGGGUAUCAGGGAUGGAACUGCAAGGAGAAUAAACCAUAUCAACGCGUUGGAAUGCCCAGUGGAUAUUUCGGUAUCAAUUGUGAGAACAGGUGUACCGUGUACUGUGGUAGCAAUGGAAGUUGUGAUCAGGUCACCGGAAUUUGUGAGAGCGGAUGCAAGGAGGGGUGGAGCGGGCCUCUCUGUGGUACAGAGCUAUCAUUCCGCGCUACAACUUGUACAGAUGACAACACCGCCAUCAUCAUAAGUCUUGUAGUAUCUAUUAUCAUAGUGCUCAUCGGAAGUGUCAUCAACUUCCUGAUGUGGAAGAGAAAUCAACCAGGAAACGCAAAGAAAGGAGAAAACUGUACAAGUGAAACAAGGAGUGCUCACAACUCAGAUAUACCAAGCGGUUCAAAUCGGGUUGGAUCCCCGUAUGCAGAACUGGGAGACCUUGCCAAACCGAACACGUAUGAGGAACUUCACCAUCAUACCGAAUCUACCGGGAAAGUCUAAGACGAGUUAUUUGUACUGCAGUUAUUUCCACCGUACUUAGUUUUCUAUGAUGAACUUUCACAUAGAACGUAGCCGGAAAAGUCUAAGACGAAGAUAUAUAUUAUUUUUACUGCAUUUAUUUCCACCGUAUUUAGUUUUCCAUGAUGAACCUUCACAUAGAAUGCAGUACAUUUUUGACGUCGAACGUCCAAUGCAUUUCAUUUCGUUGUCCACAACGCUGACCGUUGAUGAGUGUGUUGUUAUUUUGAAUGCAAUCUAAUGUCUCAAUGAUUUAUGAACAUAUGACGGGAGUACGUGGGAUAAAACUGUUGAAUAAUUACUUAUAUCUUACAUGAACGGUGUGAACCUGUCUUUAUAUAUUUUGAAUGUAUAUAUAUAUAUAUAUAUAUAUAUUGUUGUAUUAUCAUUGGCGCCCUAGCGAUUAUAGCCCAUGUCAAAAUGACCGUGAUUAACUGAGAACUCACGGGAAAACAUGAUAAAUUGUAAUUGUAUGUAUUGAAAUCUAUCAAUGUUAUUUUCAUUAAUUUAUUGAAUCAUAGAAGUACUUGCGGUUUUGGCGAAAUUCUGCCAAGUUUUUAUGGGGAAAAAUUAGUUUGCGUUGCAGAUAUUUUCUUCUUUAAUUUUUAAAAGAGUAACUCAUACAGGUAGUUACUCUCAAACACAUAUGGAAAUCAACUCAUAUAUACGCAUGCGUAUUACAUAAUCAAAUAAAGUAAGGGUCAUGAAGCAA